CUAGACACCUGAAGAAAUCUAAAGACAUCUGAAGACGUGAAGAUGAAACUGUCCUGUGUUGUUGCUGUUGCUGUCCUUGUUCUGGCCCUCUGCUCCCAGGGACAAAGCCAGAAUGUUGAUGGACCGGAUAAAUGCUGUUUUAAAUAUUACAGCAAGCCAAUUCCACCUAAAGCCAUAAUACGGUACUCAGUUACUCACCCCAGCUGCACCACAAAGGCAGUGAUCCUCAUCACAAGGAAGGGCAAAGAAGUGUGCGCCAACCCAGAGGUCCAGCAAGUACAGGACAUUAUGGAGAAACUAGACGACCUGUUUGGUACCCCGGCCCCCACCGAUUCUCCUUAACUUGAUGCAAAAGUUAAAGUAGCUGUGUCUCAACGUUGCUUGGCAACCAUUCAAAUAGAUGAAAUGCUGUGCCUUUAUUUUAUGAAAUUCUGCCAGAAAAGCAAUUAGCCACUGAAUUUAGAACAGCUGGGUUUAAGGCUAAGUUCUAAAUUCAGUGUAACCUACGGCCUCUCGGGGUUUAUUGCAUAACUACUCUGCACCUCAGAGUUACAGUGAAUGUAACAACCUUUAAUUCAGCUGCUUUGUUUUGCACAAACAUACUCUGUCUUUUCUGCUUUCGUAUUUCUGGAAGAGUAUCCGUUUAAGAUGAGCCGUAUAGAUAAAAAAGCUAUUUUUGUCCCAUGUAGCAAUGCACACUUGGCAUAUAUGAUGCGUAGCUCAUACUGUAAUUGACAGGACGAUGAAAGAAACACAACAAUAAAGUUGGAGGACACAUUAGCAAUGACUGUAGAGUAGUUGUUAGAAAUUCCUAGCUUGGAAAUUCGCCAGAUAAUCUAGCCUACAACAGUGGUUCUCAAAUGGGGGUACGUGAAGGCACUCCAGGGGGAACGUGAGAUUUUAAAAUAUAAAUGUUUUAAAUGGUUCAUUUUAUAGUUUUAAAUGGUUAUAUGGUCACUGUUUUCACUACAUUAGUUUGAAUCAUUUGCAAUAAAUUUA
Molecule: messenger RNA, 999 nt
Organism: Alosa alosa (allis shad)
Lineage: Eukaryota; Metazoa; Chordata; Actinopteri; Clupeiformes; Clupeidae
Product: C-C motif chemokine 4 homolog
Exons: 4
Coding region: 43-342 (99 amino acids)
Biological process (GO): cellular response to type II interferon; neutrophil chemotaxis; lymphocyte chemotaxis
Cellular component (GO): extracellular region
Molecular function (GO): CCR chemokine receptor binding; chemokine activity
Source: RefSeq, a predicted model, not a curated record